Molecule: messenger RNA, 498 nt
Organism: Menidia menidia (Atlantic silverside)
Lineage: Eukaryota; Metazoa; Chordata; Actinopteri; Atheriniformes; Atherinopsidae
Source: the annotation of a GenBank genome assembly
AUGAAAGCUGACAGGGAGAAGAUGGCCCCCACUGUGUGGCGUCCAAACCCACGAACAGGGAUCAUGCCAAGAACCUACAAGAGAAAAACAAACUGGGGCUCAACACCCCUUGAAGUGCCGGAAAGAGCAGCCAGUGAUGUCAAGGCUGGAAAGUCCAUCAGAUCAGUGAAAAAAGAGAGAAAUAAUGACAGGUCAAUAUUGAGGAGAUUCAUAAAGAAGAGGGAGGUGAAGCAAGUAAAAGCAGCAGGGUACAGUGGAACAGCAGAAGCAAGGAGAGUAUUUUCAGAGGAGAUGGAGAAGGAGCUAGAAGACCAUAUCAAGCAGCUCGCAGACCAGUUCCAUGGCCUUACACCAAAGAAAUGCCGGGAACUGUCAUUAGAAUUGGCAAUCGCACCUCUAAGACGACCAAACAAGGUGAUUUAUUCGUCUUGGAUGUGGUGGCACUCCAAAACGACUUUGAUUGAGGCAAUUAAGCCCGAGGCCCUGGACAAGCCCUGA